Molecule: messenger RNA, 600 nt
Organism: Dibothriocephalus latus
Lineage: Eukaryota; Metazoa; Platyhelminthes; Cestoda; Diphyllobothriidea; Diphyllobothriidae
Source: the annotation of a GenBank genome assembly
AUGUACUCGGCACUGAAAGUUGACUGUCGUAUGCUGAAGAUCCGCACCUAUUUCUUACGCAGCCCAUUUGCCACGAUUCUGUGCAUCAGUUUAGAGUCUGUUAGCGUUGUCAAUGAACUUUGUCAUUCGAUUAUGCCUCUAAACAACCCUUUAGAUGAGUAUACAGUACGCGCAAGAAUUCGUGCCACAUUACGACUUCUCGAGGAGGUCGCGGAUGGUGAGCCUGCUACACCGACGUCUCUCGCGAGGACGCCCGUAGCCAGUGACUUUACCUUCAAGAAGCCAAAAGACGUCACUCCUGAGCCAGAAGAGACUCCCGCUCACCAAACGACAAGUCCGAAACCAGAUUCUGAGCUCCCUCCACCGAAGCCGACACCCUCUGUGGCGGAACCCCAAGAAAAGAAGUCGGGCCAGUCCAGUUUUGCUGCGAGUAGCCCUGCGAGUAGUAUUGUAGUUCUCAAUUCAGAUGACGCGGAGGAAGUGGAUGAGGGGGGACAGUAUCACCCUCAAUUACCGUCGACUGAAUCAGCAUUAGCUAACCAGUCAGAUCAGCCAGCUGAUGGUGGGUUUCCACUCUUCUAUGACUGUCUCAAUCACUAA